AUGUGGAUCAAACUCCGGAAACCCAAUGUUAGACGUUCACCAUUCUUCGUAAUCGUAUGUUUCUUCCUUUACAAAACCACAGAAACAUUGCUCCAGGCAGCAACCCGAAUCCACAUAUAUUCAACUGCUUGUUCAGCCCUGGUGAAUGCCUCCAUCGACGGAAAUUUGUGUCAGGACAAUAAGCACAAGGACUAUCAGUUUACCAAAGAAAAUGAUUCUGACUUUCUCGUAGAAGUGAACGUAAAUCAAACGAAUGAGCCCGCAGUGCUACACUUUCUAUCCAAAGAGAUUGAAAUUCAGCGACUAGCAGGACUGUUACUGAUUUUCUACCGGGUAUUGUUCAACUUACCAGCAACCAUAACUUGCCUGCUCUAUGGUUCGUUAUCUAACAAAAUUGGACGGAAAUGGGCGAUGCUGAUUCCCUCUUUUGGAGCCAUGAUGGCCUGUGGGUGGUUUGCCUGCAGUCUCGUUCCUCAUCUGAUGCCAAUUCCUGAGGCAAUCAGUUUCCUCCUAGUUGGUGCUCUCAGCUAUGGCAUCUGUGGGAAGAGCAAUGCAAUGAGUAUGGGUGCUAACAGCUACAUAACAGACUUGAGUAACACCAAGGAACGGACAAAGCUAUUGGGACAACUGCUAGGGGUCAACUGUUUUGGCUUGUGCAUUGGUUCUGGCCUUCUGGCGCUAUUUUAUCGAUACCAAGGGUAUGCGGAGAUUCUCAUGUUUGCAGCUAGUAUCAACGGUCUCCUCACGCUAUUAUUCAUUUUUGUGGUGCAAGAAUCCCGUGAGAUUACCACUCGACCGAUACUACAGGCCAAACGAUCCAAACCCAACACGAUGGAAAACGGGUUAGGUACCCGUUCCAGAGACAUCGCCAAUCCCGAGAGUGAUGACCUAGAUCGACAUACAGGCAAUUACUGCAUGAAAAUUAUUCACGUCUUGAAACAUUCCUACGUUUUUCUCUUCAAAAAACGAGAAAAUGACAUGCGUGCCGUGCUUUUGAUCCUAUUUGGAUCGGUUCUGUUUAACCAGAUGACCAAGUCAGGCGAACAAGAUGCCAUUCUUUUGUUUGUGACCAACAAACCUUUCCGUUGGGGGCCCGAAACCUACGGUUACUAUUUGACUGUCUACUACGGAUGUAUGGCUACCCUACUGACUUUCAUACUCCCUAUCAUAGAGGCUAAAAUUUGUCCACGUGAUACUACUCUCAUUGUGAUUGGAAUGACGAUGAAAAUCGCACGCCUCCUCUCGAUGGGACUGUCAGAGAGUACUGUGCUCAUCUUUGUGGCAGCUGUUGCAGGGUCUGCUGCUGGGUUUAUCAGUUCCGGAGCUCGAUCUUUGAUCAGCAAACUUGUGAACGAUGAUGACGUGGGUGCUAGCUUCGCUAUCGUAUCCUGCAUGGAGACUGUGGCCAACCUAUUUGGUGGAAGCCUGUUCACGGCUAUUUACAACUUGACCAUAACUGUGUUCCCGGGAGCAGUGUUUAUAAUCGACGCCAUUCUUCACUCUGGCAUGCUUGGUGGGUUCAUUUGGCUGAGGUACAAAAUUGCCGAGUUCGAAGCAAAAAGUGGUUCGACCGAGGUGGUAAGAUGA
Messenger RNA from Opisthorchis viverrini, 1587 nucleotides. RefSeq lists its product as hypothetical. The record is from RefSeq and is a predicted model, not a curated record. Gene Ontology annotation, biological process: transmembrane transport. The transcript has a single exon. Bases 1 to 1587 code for a protein of 528 amino acids. Lineage: Eukaryota; Metazoa; Platyhelminthes; Trematoda; Opisthorchiida; Opisthorchiidae. Gene Ontology annotation, cellular component: membrane. Gene Ontology annotation, molecular function: transmembrane transporter activity.